This is a messenger RNA of Leptonychotes weddellii (Weddell seal), 1800 nucleotides long. The record is from RefSeq and is a predicted model, not a curated record. Lineage: Eukaryota; Metazoa; Chordata; Mammalia; Carnivora; Phocidae.
GAAAGAAAUCACUUCCAGUCCCACCCUCUGGAGAGGUGGGCAGAGGUGCCGGGAGGGCACUGGGGACAUCAUUUCCUCCCUUCAAGGAGACGCUCAGAGGCUCCCGCCCAGCCACGCAGUUGCUGUGGGCACCGGCUCGGAGAAUGGUCGGGAGCAGCGAGGUGGUGAGCGAUACGGUGACCAGCCUGCCUGGGGCCAGUGUGACCCUGACCUGCCCGGGCGGGGAGCCGGGGGACAAGGCCACUGUUCACUGGCUGCUGGGGAACCGUGUGGCAGGCUCACACCAGAGCGGCUGGGCUGCCAUGGGAAGGAGGCUGCUUCUGAGGUCGGUGCAGCUCAGUGACUCCGGAAACUAUUCAUGUUACCAGGACGGCCGCCUGGCCGGAACCGUGCGUUUGCUGGUGGACGUGCCCCCUGAGGAGCCCCAGCUCACCUGCUUCCGGAAGAGUCCCCUCAGCAAGGUAGUCUGUGAGUGGGGUCCUCGGCGCCCACCCUCCCCGACGACCAGGGCCACGUUACUGGUGAGGAAGUUCCGGAGCAGCCCGCUGGGGGACUCCCAGGAGCCGUGCCCGUAUGCCCAGGGGUCCCAGAAGUUCUCCUGCUUGCUGGAGGUCCCGGAGGGAGACAACUCCUUGUAUGUCGUGUCCCUCUGCGUCAGCAACAGUGCUGGAAGCAAGUCCGGCAGACCCCACACGUUUGAGGGCUACGGAAUCCUGCAGCCUGACCCGCCUGCCAACGUCACUGUCACUGCUGUGGACGGAAAUCCCCGCUGGCUCAGUGUCACCUGGAAAGACCCCCCCUCCUGGAACUCCUAUUUCUACAGGCUGCAGUUUGAGCUCCGGUACCGGGCUGAACGGUCAAAGACGUUCACCACGUGGAUGGUCCAGGAGCUCCAGCACCACUGCAUCAUCCACGAUGCCUGGAGAGGCAUGCGGCACGUGGUGCAGCUCCGGGCGCGGGAGGAGUUUGGGCACGGCUCCUGGAGCGCCUGGAGCCAGGAGGCCACGGGCACCCCCUGGACAGAAUCCAGGAGCCCUCCAGCUGAGAGCGAGGCGUCGUCUUCCACGCAGGCACUGACUACUAACAAGGACAAUGAAAGUAGUCUCCCUAAAAAUCCUGCAAAUGCAACCAGCCUCCCAGGUAAGGACCGGGUAUUUUUUCUGGUGGUCUAAGGGGCACAGAAUGCUUCUCUGACUUGGAAAUGUUGCCAGAAGGCCAGUCCGCAGAAGGAAAGGGGCAACGGCAGAAAUGCUGAGGGAACCAUAAGCAGAGUGGCGCAGACCAGUGAAACGUCCCUCAGUUGGCCCAGAAUACGAAUACACGGGCCACAGACAACGUUACUGGAGUCUGAAAUGGAAAACGUGUUGAGGGAAGCCUUUAUUUUGGGCGCCCUUGACUCCAGGGCUCUGCUUCCCUAUUACCUGCGAGACCAGGAGAGCUUACCAACAUCUGCACCAGGAAGAGUCACGGGUCUGCCCUACGUGCGGGCCUCCUGGGGUCUGGACUCUGGAGCCUCAGCCCUGGGGCAGCCGCGUCUGACGGCUCUUGGCGUUCUGAGGAGGCCCUUGGCCUCUGCCCCCACGCAGGCCGCCCAGGCCCGCAUCCCGGGGGCAAGCCCUGCUAACUGCCUGGGGCUGGGGACUCAAGGCGAGUGAGCCCCUCCCCCCGUCUCCGGGGCUGUGCUGUGCGGGGGCGGCGGGGGGGCCCUCAGGCUCAGACAAAGAGGCCCGUGUAAGUUAACAGAGGGCUGGGAGACAGGCCAAACAGAGGCGGAGAUAGAGCAAAGGGCAGCUUAGAGAU